ACCGCCUGCUACAGAGGUAAGGAGGGUGGCAUACUGCGAAGGCAAAGAACAAUUACAUUGAUGAGUCAAAAAAACUCUUUACUUCAUAUUACAAAAAUAAUGCAGAAGGCAUAAACUGUAUAAAUGAACUCUGUGCGUUGUAUAUGGUUGCGGGUGACGCUGCAGCUGCUCCGAGCGGUGUGUGAGAAGUGUUAUUUUCCGCGGCUGAGGCACGAAAGAAGCAGAAAAUGUUUUCUCACAGACUGCUGGGGGCCUGAUGAAAUUAGGGUGUUACAGGGUGGUGCAGGUUAUAUGAGCAUAUUUUUGUUGUUGCUCAACGUAGCUUGCCAGUAGGCCGUUUCUUGAUACCAUAUUUGCGAUUAGGCACGAAUCUUUCUGCGUUUUCGGGGUAUCGACGAUCAGGUGUAUUCAGCGCGUCAUGUUCCGCGACCACACGAAUUUCAUUUCGGUUUGCUACUGUCUGACCAUUCGUUCAAGGAAAGAGCGUUCAUAUCGUUGCUUCCACGUCGUCUGUAGUUUCUUGCGUCUCCCCACUAUUAUGGGUCUCUGUGCUAUUUUGACUCAAUCGAGAAAUUGCUUUGCCAAGAUUUGAUAAACUUUGCAGAUUUCUAUUACCCGCCAUAGUUGCAUAAGCGCGGUUUACAGAAAAUGUACUCCGGAUAAAUUAGUCGCGCUCUUUCUCCGCCAAAAAUGUCGUUUUAUUUUAGUAAAAUGUCGUUUUAUAUAUUUGAGGAAUUUCGUUUUAUAUAUUUGACGAAUUUCGUUUCAUAUAUUUGGGAAAAUUCGUUUCAUAUAUUUUGGAAUAUUUCGUUUUAUAUAUAUACUAAUGUCGUUUUAUAUAUGGGUGUUUCGAUUUAUAUAUGAGUGUUUCAUUUUAUAUAUUUCUGUUUCGUUGUAUACUGUAUUUCGGUUUCGUUGUAUAUAUUUCUGUUUCGUUUUAUGUCUUUUAUAUAUGGCAAUUUCGGCUUACAAAAAUAGAUUUGAAUUUAUAUAUUUGAAAUAUACAUUACAUAAAUGGACGAAAAGUAAUAUUGUCCAUCUUGGCACGCCAUAAUGUGUUGUGGUAGUAAUGUCAAAUUUUAACGUGAUUAUGGCGUUAUCAAGAUCGCCUCCAAAUAAUACCGAAUUUGGAUGAUCAUAUGACCACUGGUUCAUCGUAAAUAGGUAUGGGAAUUUGUUGUAGAUUCUUGUUUAUUUAUGUGGAAAUUUUUAUGUCAAAUUUCCUUGUUUAAUAUUAUGAUAUUUAGUUUAAAUGUUUGCUCAUCAUGCAUGGCUCAAUGAUUUUGCUUUCGAUAUUUUUUGCAAGAUCAGAUAAAGUCAUAAAGUUAUAUGUCUCAUAAUUGGAUGUAUUCGUAUUAAUCUAAAUUAUAUGGUAUACAGAAUUUGAAGUUUGACCAAAUGUAGAUGUUUUAAUAGUAUGAUCUAAUUAAUACUGCAAGAUUUAAUGAUGGAUUUUAAUAUCUUCUGGUAUUGUGCCAAUAGACCAAUAGAAAUGCUUAUGUCACAUAAUUUGUCAAACAACGAAUUGCAUUCCAGACGCCCUCCCUGUUAAAAAUUGUGUGACGUAACCACUUCUGAGGAGUGAGGUCUAUUGUUUUAUGAGCAUUCCGAUCAUUAAAGAGUCAAUAAUUCCAUCAGUAAUGACCCCAUCAAACAGCAUUCAACAUAUACCCAUUUAAAACCACAAACUCACCCAACAAUAAAAUAAUACCCAUUCAUCUAUGUACCCAUUCACCUGUAUGCACUCAUAACUAUUUAAUUACACACCUACUCACAUUAUCACCCACCUAUCUAUAACAACCACCCAUGCCCCCACUAAGGCAACGAUUGAUGUUAACUACUUUUGUUCUCAAGGAUGUCGUCAGUAAAGGUGGCAGUGAGGGUGAGACCUCUGAACAGGAGAGAGCUCAACCAUAAAAGCCAGUGUAUAAUUCAGAUGGUCGGAGAUAAAACUGGUAUGAGUGAUUAUGAGUUAUUAGAGAGUUUAAGCUUUGUGUUAUAUACGGCAAACGCCAGGCAAAGAAAAAUUUUACGGUAUCAAGCAAUAAAGAGUAAAUAAACUUGCUGUUUUAAAGCUGAAAUACAUAAUUAUUCUUUCGACGCAAGAAAGAAGAUAUGAAACGUAAAUGUUCAAUGAAAAUUUUGCCAAGAAAGUUCGAACCCACCUUUGAGGUUGCCUGAUGCUCCCUAAUCCCUACUUUAUUAUUUUACUGAUAAUUUUACUUGUCAAGCGAGUGUGCUGCCAUUCAGUGGGUUAAACCAAUUCAUAGGAUACGACUUUACAAAUAAUAAUAAAGUAGGGCACAAUCAGCUUUUUAUGUUAAGGACGCUUUCCACAUUCUUAUAUUCUAGCAAUCACAAAUCCUAAAACAGAACAAUCCAAGACGUUUAGCUUUGAUUAUUCUUUCUGGUCGUAUGCCGAAGUAAGUCACUAAUUUCGUAAGUGGAAAAUUAUAUUAUACAUGGUUACAAACUCCAGGUUCAUAUAAAUGAGAUCAACGGUGCAUUUUUUUGUGGUGUAUUGCUAGCCCAACCCAGUACCAAUGUGUCAUGUGCACUGAAGCAAAUUCAGGAUAUGCGUCCAUUAUAUGAUUUCCAUCUUCAACAGGAUGACGGUCAUUUUGCUUCUCAACAAAAAGUCUACAACGAAGUUGGUCAUGAAAUGCUUGAGCACGCUUUAGAAGGGUAAGGAAGGGUGGAAUCAUGAACAUACAAGAGACACUUCUUCAAUCUACUCAAACUUUCAGUUGAGGCUAUAAAUUGUUGAAAAAUUUACUGUUUCCCACUAGAUAUAACAUAUGUAUAUUCGCAUAUGGGCAAACUGGUUCAGGAAAAUCCUACACAAUGAUGGGAAUGUCUGAACCCAGACAUAAAGGAGUUAUACCACAGGUGAUUGACACUGAACUCUAUAUUUAUAUCUGGAGUGAGACUUUGAGUCCAAAAAGUGAAGCCAAAGAUGGACUUAGUGGACGUCAAUUUCAAUCUCUCUCCAUUUUUCUUGUCUGCAAGAAGUGUGACAAAACUAUCGUAUUUUGACUUAGAUCUCUGUCCACUGGGGCCUAUCUGUCUGUUUGUUUGCCUGUUUAUUUGUCAGAUCUCCCUUUUCAAGGGCCAAAACUGAAAACCCCGUUUUCAAAUGCCAGAACUCUGUUUUCAAGUGCCAGAACUCCCUUUUCAAAUGCCAAAAUUCAGUUUUCAAAUGCCAAAACUCAGUUUUCAAAUGCCAAAACUCAGUUUUCAAAUGCCAAAACUCCGUUUUCAAAUGCCAAAAGUCCGUUUUCAAAUGCCAAAACUCCGUAUUCAAAUGCCAGAACUCCGUUUUCAAAUGCCAGAGCUCCGUUUUCAACUGCAAGAAAUCCGUUUUCAAAGGAAGAACUCCGUUUUCAAAAGCCAGAACUCCGUUUUCAAAAGCCAGAACUCCGUUUUCAAAUGCCAAGGCUACCUUUUUAAAGGCCAGAACUCCAUUUUCAAAGGCCAGAACUCCAUUGGGAAAAAUGGGAUUAAAACUGUUUACGACCUGCAUAGAUAUUUGACGUCAAUAGUCGAUCAUCUUGGUUUCACUUUUCUUAUCCUAUAUGGGCUGAAUGGCUGAAGUUCCUGCUCCAUAUAUAUAUAUAAAAGUAAUAAAACUCACUGGUAAUUGACAACUUUAAAAUUGAGAAAACAUAAAUUAAAUUUUUCAUCAAGACCUCAACGACAGUACAACAUUUAUUUUCAACUUAAAGCUUUGUGAAGAACUUUUUGAGAAAACGGAAACAAUGGCAUCAGAAUGCGAAGAACUGUCUUUUUCUGUUGAGGUAUAGUUACUGGAUAUAAGGGACGGACCAUUAGAAAAGUGAUGGGGGGGGGGGCCAUUUCCAACCCGUACGAUUAUUUUUUCAAAAUUUUUUGCUUGUGUCGAUAAUUUUUUUUUUUACUAAUUCCUUGCUCGAAUUUUUUUUUUCCAAAAAUUGUUUUCAGGACAUAAAAAUUUUUUCAGGACAUAAAAAAGGGUCAAAAAAAUUUUCCGGACUAGCAUCAGUUUAGUUAAAGGUUCAAAACACAUUUUCCCUGACAAAUUCUUCUUAAAACAUGCUUAAAACGCGUUUUUUGCACCAAUAUCUGCAACAUUUAGGUUUAGAAAAUUUUUUCUCCCACCAUUACUUAUAUCAAAAAACGUUUUAUUUUCCAAAUUCGGGGGCCACCCUUACACAACUUAUAAUUUUCCCUAUUGAAAAGUCUCUGAACGAAUUUUUUUUUGGAAACUUUUUUCGUGCUCGAAUUUUUUUUCUGUUUCCCCUGCUCGAUUUUUAUUUUUGCUUUUGCCCCCAUCACUUUUCUAAUGGUCCGCCCCUAAGCAAAACUCAAUCUGCAUGGCCAUCCAAUUUGUGUCAGUUUAAAACAAAAACAUCCAUUUAAUCAUUUUAGGUCAGCUACAUUGAAAUAUAUUGUGAACAUGUCCGUGAUUUACUUAAUCCGAAAAACAAGGGAAAUUUGCGUGUCAGGUAAUCAAUAGAGACCUUACGAUUGAGGACGGCAAUGCGACGACAACGGCUACCAAUACAAUAAAUCAUUGAAAAGAAUCGAAUAAUUACAAUAUAUGAAUAACUUAGACGUUGUCCUCGCUCUUUUUACAACGCCAAAUCACAGAUUUCACGUCUUGAUACAACGGCUGCAUUUCAAGCCGCAACAAGUGCAACUUCAAACUGGGUUCAACAGAACUCUUUCCAAACAUAAAACCCAUGUCUUCAACUUUAAGACUGUAUUAAAUUUAUACGAUUGAUAAUAUACCACGAACUAUGUUUACUACCAUUUAUUUGAAGGAGUUUGUUUUGGCCGUCGUCGUCGCGUUGCCGUCCUAAAAUCGUAAGGUCUCUAAUAAUGGUUAAUUACACCUGUAAUGGUGUAGGUUAUUCCAAUUGAUGAUUCCCCUUAUUACGUUUUUGUAGCGCUUUGCAUUGUGGUCAUAGUGGUAUCACUGAUAUUCAAGAUGGCUUAUUUGUUGUUCUGACCCGUGCAAGAACUUUUAAAAAAAGCUAGGGUCAGGUGCGCGAUAGCUAACAGCAAAAUAUUCGCAAAAACAUUCAAUAUUUUCAUUCGAGGACAUUCAAUAUUUUCAUUCGAGGACGCUAUCUUUAUCAGUGAUACCACUAUAACCACAAUGCAAAGCGCUACGAAAACAUAAUAAGGGGAAUCAUCAAUUGAUGCUAUUCCCCGAGCCACGCGUGCGAGGGCACUAAUUCCGCCCGGCUAUUUACCCCUGGGGAAAUUAUAACAUUUAAAUCUUUUUUUUGUUUCUAUUCUCCAUAAAGAGAGCAUCCAAUUAUGGGACCUUAUGUUGAAAGUCUUUCUAAGCUGGCAGUGACGUCAUUUGCUGACAUCAGCAACCUGAUGGACGAGGGAAAUAAAGAUAGGUAGAAAAUAAAAAAUAUAUUUUCCAAGAUCCUUUUCAUGAUGAAUUUUUUAAGUAGACUACUAUUUAAAGCAUGAGCAGCAGUGUUUUAUCAGAUAUAAAGAUACGAGACGAAGCCGAGUGUCUUUAGUUCUGAUAAAACACGCACUGCGAAUGUUUUAAAUUGCUUCAAAAACGAUCGAUCUAGUAAGUUCAUUGGCGAAGUAAUUUUCAAAAAAUACGUUGUGUAAGUCGAGAAAAUCAAAGUUAAAGUUUAUGUAAAUCAAGGGAAAUCUCCAUCACAUAUGAAGAUACGACAUGCUUAUGAUUUUUCUUGUGUUUUCCUCUUAAUGAAUCAGUGUUUUCAAAAAUAAUCAUCAUAGCAGUGAAAGCCAAAUUUCAACCCUUUUUUAGGUUUUCAGUAAAAAGCAAUCUGCAUGCAUCCUAUAAAUUUAAGACUGAUUUGGACUUCUUUCUUCUCCCCACCUUAAACCUUUGUAAUAAUCGGUUGCUCUUACUUUUAGUGAUAUAUUAACUUUUAAUAUAAUACUCAUCUGUAUAGGAUUAGUAUAGGUAAUAGUGCGGCUUCAAGUCCAUUUUUUGAAAAGACAUGCAUGAGUAUGCUUUCCAAGAGGAUCAUGGUAAAGCCUAGUUUCCAUUUGGUCGUUAGUUGUCGCUGGCACGACAAGUGGCUGAUGUAAUAGAGUGUCAACAAAACUUUAUAAAACUCUGCAUGCAAUCAUUAAGGCUGAUUUGCAUAUAACACACACAUCUACCGCUUGUCGUGCCAGCGACAACUAACGACCAUUUCAUGGUGUAAGCCAUCGACUUUACAAAACAGAAACUUGUCAUGCCCAAAUAAGAGCUCUUGCAAUUAAACAUUUAAUAAACGAGUUACGAAGGGAGUGAUAAGGAAUUGUUUAUCCCCUAAAAACGUUGUUCUAAUCCACAUUUUUAAGUAACGUGCCUACUCUAGCCUAUGGCUGCUUUAGCCUAUGCCUGCUCUUACUGUUCUAGGUUGUCGGCGACCUUAUACAGUUCUUGCCGUGUCGUCAUGUCUUUUUCAAUUUGAAACUUUACACUAUCCUUGGAUCCCUAGUUACUUGCUUUAUACUAUUUUCAAUAAAAUAAUACAAUCUAUAAAUGUCCCUAGAAAAUUACAGUAAACGAAAAAAUAACCGGCUGUCAGAGGCGAAAUAGGCGGCGGUAAACCGCCGGUAACCGCCUCUUAUUGAAAACACUGAAUGAAUUAUUAAUGAGUUUUUUAAAUAGUACUUAAAAGAUAUUUUGCAUAUACUUUGGAUAAUAGACGUGACGUUUGGAGUAAUGUAUAAGAUAUAUCGACCAUUACCUUUUUUUGAUACACCCUGUAUAAUUUGACGUUAUUUUAGAACUGUUGCAGCGACGAAUAUGAAUGAAACAAGCAGCAGAUCCCACGCAAUUUUCACGAUUAUUCUCACGCAAAAAAGGUGUGAAGCAAAAGUAAAUUUUGAUUUUUCUUUGCUGGAUAUAGCUCUAUCAGUUCUAUGUAAACUCUUCUCACUAGAGCUCUAGUAAUAUAAUAAAGUCUCCUAUUGAUGCAGUGUUACUACAGAAGGAAAUAUGAGAACGUGAAGAAAACCUGUGGUGUUUGGUAGAGUAAAACACGAAGCGCCUUCGCUCGAAACGUCGAAGUUCUCCUUGUAUUUUUCAGGUAGUUGUAUCCAUGUCAAUCCGAAGGUUCUUUCUUAUAAGAACUACCUACUGUCCUACACUGACCCAAACCGUUUAAGAUUAUAAAACAAGAAGCACUUUUCUCACAUGAGGCAAAAUUAUGAUCGGACAACAUUCUGUGUAUUAUUAUCGCAGCGGUCAAAUGUAAUGUAUAGUGUAAUGUAAAACCUUUAUUUCAACACGGUUAUACCCUUUCAGAAGACAAGCUUCUGCUAUCAAUAGGGACCCUGUCCACAUCCACUUAGCAUUGUGUCGGAAAAAUCUUCUCAAAUAACGGUUUUACAGACUAUAACCUUUAUGUGUUAUAGAUACGACGAGCUAACUAAACUGACAAGUGAAAAAGUACGCUAUAUAAUUAUUUUAGUCGUAGGAUUUAGGAAUAAAAAAAUUCUUCACUGAAAUAAUUUUACUUAUUUUGAAAAACUUACACUCCUUCUUCGUACUUUUAGAGAAACGUCAUUUGGUUUACUGAAGACGUUUUUUUUUCGUUUUAUAGGUCAGCAAAUUGAGUUUAGUUGAUCUGGCUGGGAGCGAACGGGCAAGCGCCACAGGGGCCGAAGGAUUUCGACUAAAAGUACACCUUGAUAUUUACCCAUAUCUUAACAUGGCUGUACCCUAGUAUAUAUACAUGAACUUGUGGUUUAGAGCUCGACAACUGGACUCUGUAGCUCAGUUGGUUAGAGCUUGACAACUGUCUCUCUGUAGCUCAGUUGGUUAGAGCUCGACAACUGGACUCUGUAGCUCAGUUGGUUAGAGCUCGACAACUGGUCUCUGUAGCUCAGUUGGUUGGAGCUUGACAACUGUCUCUCUGUAGCUCAGUUGGUUAGAGCUCGACAACUGUCUCUCUGUAGCUCAGUUGGUUAGAGCUCGACAACUGGUCUCUGUAGCUCAGUUGGUUAGAGCUCGACAACUGGUCUCUGUAGCUCAGUUGGUUGGAGCUCGACACUGACCUCUGUAACUCAGUUGGUUAGAGCUCGACAACAGGACUCUCAGUCUGAAGCUCAGGUGGUUAGAGCUCGACAACUGGUCUCUGUAGCUCAGUUGGUUAGAGCUCAACAGCUGGACUCUGUAGCUCAGUUGGUUAGAGCUCAACAGCUGGACUCUGUAGCUCAGUUGGUUAGAGCUCAACAGCUGGACUCUGUAGCUCAGUUGGUUAGAGCUCAACAGCUGGACUCUGUAGCUCAGUUGGUUAGAGCUCAACAGCUGGACUCUGUAGCUCAGUUAGUUAGUGCUCAACAACUGGACUCUGUAACUUAGUUGGUUAGAGCACUGCACCGGAAUCACAGGACCUCAGGUUCGAUUCCUGCAGAGGGCCUGUAGUUGAAUUUCUUGCAGCUGUCCCUGGUUGUCCCUGGUUGUCCCUGGUUAGGUCUAAUAUAUGUAUAUAUUUAAAUUCACACUCGACAAGGGCGGAUUUUCAUUUUUUUCAAGGAGGGGUGGAAAAAAUUUUAGUGGGGUGCAAGCGGCACCAGGGUUAAAGACUUUCACACAAAAUAGGAGGGGUGAAGUGAAAUUUUGGUGGGGUUGAACACUUUAUAAGAGGGGUUAGAGAGAUUCUAGAAAUUAUCGAGUGACAUAGGCGGAUUUACUGGGGGGAAGGGUUUAACCCCCCUAACACCCUUCCCCAGCAAAUCUGCCCAUGUAAUUCGAUAAUUUCUAUCUGCUCAUCAAUAUGCAUUUGCAUACUGUUAUUUUUGGAAACAUUAUUAAUGUGCGUGUGCAUUGAAUUUGAUCCAAUUUUAGGAAGGUGCCAAUAUCAACAAGUCUCUAACAACACUGGGAAAAGUGAUAUCUGCCCUGGCUGAACAGGUGAAGUAUACGACUUGUUUUGUACAUGUGAAUUGUACUCAGUCUGAUAUUUUCCUGAGUUGUGAUUAUUUAUUAUGAUGCAGUCAAGCGGAAAAAAAAGAAGAAGAUCUGAUUUUAUCCCAUAUCGAGAUUCAGUUCUGACGUGGCUUCUGAAAGAGAAUCUAGGUAUAGUAUACAGUAGUACAUGUCAGGGGUGGAAGGGAUGGGUGGGCACGCGAGCACUGCUCGCAGGAAAUGUUAAACAGCUGCAGGAAAUUAUUUCGAAUGAAGAUUUGCUAUUGAAAAUUUGAGGGGAACCUUGACACCCAUGUCCCAUUGUGGGCGCAACAACAUAUGGUUGACAGACAUUAUUCCUCGAAUUUAAAACCAUGGUCAGCUAGAACACUACAUGUUUAUGCACAUGCAAAUUUAGCACAAAAAUACUCCGUUGGUCUGCAGGAAAUGUUUGUCUCCAGGUUGUGCUUCCAGGAAGAAAAGUCUUUUUCCUGCCCUAGUGUAUGCAACCGCGGUCAGAGAACACGAGCACUGUAGAAUAUUCAACUAUCGGAAAAGUAUACAAACAAAGCUACUGUAGUUAUUUGCAGACAAAAGGCCUUCGCAAAUUAUCCAACCAGAUACCAACAAGUCUGUUGAACGUUCAAUCUUGUCUAUUCUAGGAGGAAAUUCUAAAACAGCAAUGAUAGCGGCCAUAAGUCCUGCUGGCAUCAAUUUUGAAGAGACUCUCAGUACAUUAAGGUGAUUGCAGAUAUAUUCACAAGUUGUGUGGAACUGAUGUUUUUAUUUUUUGUACACAUGCACCUAAAAACCGCACAAGUUGUAACAAACCUGCAGCAGACUUGUAGCAAUGCUGUUCCAACAAUUUGUCAACAGGAUGUGUUCGCACUGCUUGUUCCCAGCUGUUGACAAGUUGUCAACUGCUUAUUCGCAACUUGCUACAAGGUUCUUGAGCUCAAUUCAAAAAUGUUAUCGUCUUGCAAUUCAACAAUUUGUCAACAAGUUGUGAGUGACGACCUUGUAGCAACUUGAUGAAAUAACAGCAUUGCUACAACUUGUUGACAAGCUUGCUACAAGCCUGUUGCGAACACAUCUUGAUGACAAGUUGUUCUUUACGUGUGUAGUUAAUGAAAUUAUACGAUGUUAUAUAAUUUGAUAUUUUUCGCAACAGAUAUGCUGACAGAGCGAAGCAGAUCGUGUGUAAGGCUGUUGUCAACGAAGAUCCCAACGCUAAGGUCGGCUUAAGCUGACCUCAUUACACUUGAUAUAACUUUAUCAGUUCAAAAUUGUCCGUAUGGAGGUCCAGUAAGGUUGUCUCUUGUUGGUCCAAUGUUACCGUUGGAGGAAACCCGAGACUUUCGGUAGAACGUUGACCGACUCUUUUCACACAAAUGUCUCAGGUUCAGAGCAAACAUUACCCCCCCCCCCUCCCCCCACCAUUUCAAAGGUGCAUAGUGUUGCUCUGACGACUUAAGGUAAUCUUAUUUUCUAACUAAAGUUCAUAUUUGUCUAGAUUAUACGAGAAUUGAAAGAUGAAGUUUCAAAGUUACGUGAAUUGAUUCAAAGAGAAGGAUUGGACCUAGAAAAGAUUGAAGGUACUGGCUUGUUUUCAUCGUUCUACCAAGAAACACACACCACUGUAAAUACAGUGAAGUUAUUGUUUAUUGUCCAUUGAAUUUCUCACUCUUUGAUGAGCGAAUGUCCCAACAGACUAUUGCCCAAUUUGAUAGGGAUCCAUCCGAGGUACCACGAUUUUAACGUCCUUAUCCGAAAAGACGCGAAAGUAUAGUCUAACCAUUUACUUUGUAGCACUUUCUCCUCAAUUAUUUUGAGACCUUGAGUAGAGGUCCGACCAAGGACUGAACCCGGACCCCCAGCUUGAAAGGCAAGCGUGAUGAUCACGACACUACCAGUGCUGGUUACAACACUACAAGUCUCACUGGUCACUGGUCCACCACAAGUGCUGGUUACAACACCACAAGUCUCACUGGUCUACCACAAGUGCUGCAUGGUUACAACACCACAAGUCUCACUGGUCACUGGUCCACCACAAGUGCUGGUUGCAACACCACAAGUCUCACUGGUCUACCACAAGUGCUGCAUGGUUACAACACUACAAGUCUCACUGGUCACUGGUCCACCACAAGUGCUGGUUGCAACACCACAAGUCUCACUGGUCUACCACAAGUGCUGCAUGGUUACAACACCACAAGUCUCACUGGUCACUGGUCCACCACAAGUGCUGGUUACAACACCACAAGUCUCACUGGUCUACCACAAGUGCUGCAUGGUUACAACACCACAAGUCUCACUGGUCACUGGUCCACCACAAGUGCUGGUUACAACACCACAAGUCUCACUGGUCUACCACAAGUGCUGCAUGGUUACAACACCACAAGUCUCACUGGUCACUGGUCCACCACAAGUGCUGGUUACAACGCCACAAGUCUCACUGGUCUACCACAAGUGCUGCAUGGUUACAACACCACAAGUCUCACUGGUCACUGGUCCACCACAAGUGCUGGUUGCAACACCACAAGUCUCACUGGUCUACCACAAUUCCUGCAUGGUUACAACACCACAAGUCUCACUGGUCACUGGUCCACCACAAGUGCUGGUUACAACACCACAAGUCUCACUGGUCUACCACAAGUGCUGCAUGAUUACAACACCACAAGUCUCAUUGGUCUACCACAAGUGCUGGUUACAACACCACAAGUCUCACUGGUCUACCACAAGUGCUGGUUACAACACCACAAGUCUCACUGGUCUACCACAAGUGCUGCAUGAUUGCAACACCACAAGUCUCACUGGUCACUGGUCCACCACAAGUGCUGGUUACAACACCACGAGUCUCACUGGUCACUGGUCCACCACACGUGCUGGUUGCAACACCACAAGUCUCACUGGUCCCUGGUCCACCACAAGUGCCGGUUGCAUUUGAUGCAUAGAAAUUCCUAAAUAACUGUUCUUAAGGCCCAUUUCCACUGAAGAAAAAUUUCCACGGACAGAAAAUUUUCCGAAAAUAUCAUUGUUAAAAGUUGAAAAUUUUCAACUUUAAAAUUUUUUUCCCACGGAAAAUUUGUGUCGGCCGAUCACAUUUUACAAAAUUUUCUUUCUGCGGAAAAUUUUCCCGAGUGGAAAUGGGGCUUUAAAUGUUCAUUCUGGAACUUCUAUUUUCAGGUCUUAGCAAUGUUGGAGGCAACACGCGAAGUAGCGAGGCAAAGGAAGAUAUAAUUGCUUUGCAAUCCAAACUCAAGGUAAUUAAAACACAAGUCGGCGUAUUUUGUUUUAGUGCAUUGAAACUCGAAUGAUCUUUCAAUUUUCUUUCAGUUACCAGAGGAAUUUAUAUUUUCAGGAAUCAGAAAGAUUCGUCGAGGAACUCACAGAAACGUGGGAGGAAAGACUGAAGAAAAGCGAAGCGAUUAAAGCAGAAAGGUAAACUUAAAGAGACUACAUUUCUGUAGCGUUAUUUGCUAUAACUCAAUAGCGCUGUACAUUCAAGUUACAAUAAAACUACUAACUAUAGGAAGUUGUUACAGUGAAUGGAAAAAUUGAAAGUCAAUAUGUUAUAGGAGGCGUAGUACUAUUUGCAAUAAAAUUAAUACCAUUAACAAAUCUGUAUAAAUAAUUAAUAAGAACUGUUUUGCACUGCUUUAGGUAAGGUUGGCUAAUCGUAAAAAUGCUUAAAAAGAUAAGGGAAAGACCUAUGACCAUAGCUUACCAAUCUAACUGAUGAUAUACAAUAGAUUCUUUGAAGUGGAUCUUAGUAUAUGGUUGUAGCAACGCUUUGAUGUAGGUCAAGUUGGCACAAGAUUUUUUGUUAGCCGCGUCGAUUAUAUUUUCAACCUAAACGAGCUUUUUGAAUUCCGUACAUGACAUCUGCUUCUCUACUGAGCUAGACCGUGUAGUAGAAAUCGAUUCAUUACAUAGUCUUUUCUAAUAGCGGUUAUCUUGUUGUCAAAAACUUGUAUAAAAUUGUUCACGAGUUCAGUCUUCGAGAGCGCACUAGGAAAACGCCUCUCAACUUUACGAUAUAGCAGCUUGUCCAUUGUGCUAAAAAGUAUUUUCGGAUCUGAUGCAUUUUCUGAGAUUAUGGAAGAGUAGUAUGAAGCCUUUGCAUCCCUGGGCAUCUUAUUUACGAUCUGACAUUCUUCGACAUGCAUCUGCCUAUCAAUGCAUAGCCUUGACACACGUCAGCGGCGUUCCAGCUUCUGUCUUUUCGCAUCUCCAAUGUGCUGUUGAUACCAUGGAGCUGACGGACGGAUGGUAAUCAUACGUCAUUUUAAUGGUGCAUGCUUGUCUAAUGUUUCUUCCAAUGUCUUUUCGUAAUGCUCAACAAUGACAGAGAGAGUUUCUGGUGAUUGCCAAGCAAAAGAGUAGAAUUUUUGAGGUCCUCGUUAAAACUCUCCAUGUUGACCGAGCGCAGUUUUCGAUAUUGAAUUUCAGUUUGUUCCAUGCAGCGGUGGUUUAUUUAAGCGCAACAUGCAGUGCACAGCUGAGUAGUCAGAUAGCACUGGAUCUCGUAUUUCAAUGUUGGUAACAAGUUCAGCCCUCGUCAUGAUCAAGUCCAAAGUGUGCCCCUUCUUGUGGGUUGGGCCAUUUACAUGCUGUUUUAGGUUGAACGAUUCCAAUAUCCUAUUGAACUUGGUAUAGUGUUUAGUUUAUUGGCAUUGUCCAUAUGGUAAUUAAAGUCACCUACUAUCAGUAGGUUGCCUGUGGAACUAACGAGCUGUUCUGCGAGAGUGCAAAAUUCAUUAAGAAAUAAGGCACUGUUCAGUUGGUUAGUCUUCGAUUGAGGUGGCCGGUGAAUGGUAAUGAGUUUACACAGCCACUAGAGCACUUCGAAAAAAUAUCUACGUACUCUUGAAAGUGCUUGUGAUGUAUUUGAAGUUGCGCUGUAUUUGUCUCUUUACUUGUAUGUGUUUCUUCAACAAAAGACCUAUCCCACCGCCCCGUGAGUUUUCCGUGGCAUGUGAUAAAGUAAUAUCCAGUAGGACAAAUCUCAGCAGUAGACAAUUUGAUCAUUGUUGCGUAGCCACGUCUUGGUCAGUGCGAAAAUGUCAAGGUUGUUAUCGACAGCAUCAGAGUCUUUGAGAGCAAGCUCUUUUUUAUUAAUUGAUAACGUAUUUAUAGUAAACAAAAAUCCAUUGGCACAAAACCAUUCCGCUGUUGUUUAUUGCUUGUACAGUUUAUAUUGAUGUUGAUUAAAUUUGAUAAAUUGACCCCCUGUUACGGGCGCUUCAAUUUCGGUAUUCGUAUAUUGCCGGGAAAUUGCUGUGAUAUAGGUCUCUCGCUUUUUAGACACGGUAUUACCAUUGCGAAUUGCACUAGUACGCGGAAGUAGUCCAAGUUGAUUUAAGUUCAUCACAAUUUGACAAGAUGAAUAGCCGGUGUCGUAUCUUCUCUGAGCGAGCAGUUGUGUUUUUGAAUAAUUAUAAUUAUGGUAAUUAGCAGCAAUGGUGUUCAAAUGUAUUUGCGUUUGUAUAUGUUGAUUAUCGGUGUCAUUUACUGUUGGUUAAGAUAAAAAGUUUGGCCCUGGAUUUGGGGAGAUAUCGAUACAUAUCGUUAAGUCAAUUUCAAACGGUUUUGAUGGAAGAAUCAAACAGGUAUUUCCAUGUUUCGUGGAUCUAACAAUCGCGAAGUAGUAAACUGCGAUUCGAACCUCAUUGUUCGAUGAAUGUUGACUUGAAAUAAAGCCGACUCAAAACGAUUGAUAUCAUGGCCAUCCUUGUACAAUCCAUAUUUAUCGCUAUAGCUAGUGUUCUUAGAUAUAAGAAUAAAUCUCCAGUUUGGCUCAAGACGUCGUGAAUUGGCAGAAAAUAUUAAAAUACAGCAGAACUUAAAAUACAAAUUGAAUGCCGAAACUAAAUGUAAUGUACACAAGAAAGCUCAGUGUUAUUACGGGAUUAAACUUGAGUAAAUCUCGAACGGCCAGUCUAUAGGUAGAGGCGAUAAAAACAGCUGCAGUGUAAAAGAAACAGAGCAGCCUGAAAAUAUGAGCAGAACUUAUUUACAACGCACCUGUUUCUUAACUAGAGUACUUAAAUAAAACCUGCUGCAUUCGAGUUGGAACGACGACAAUGGUUUCCUUAAUAUUUUCUUUUCUGAUAGGGAAGCAAUUUUGGCUGAAAUGGGUGUAGCUCUGGGAGAAGAUGGCCAUAGUGUUGGGUUGUUUCAACCGAAAAAGGUAUAAAUAUAUAAUUUUUGUACUAAAUAAUUAUAUAGCUAAUACGGUUCAGGAUGUGACCGAGGAAAAAAAAUUUGUGUAACGAGCGCUUAAUUUUUUAGAAUCCAUAUUUGGUAAAUCUGAACGAAGACCCUCUGAUGUCAGAGUGCUUACUGUACUACAUCAACACUGGACUGACUAGGUAGGCUUUGACAAGGUGGGGGGGGGGGGCAGGGGGACACUUUACCCCGGCCCCCUUGCUGAAAAGGUCCCCCCAAAGCAACGAAUGCCGUUAAAAUUUCUUGAUACAAAAUUGCGUAUCCUUACUUGUAAUAAUGUGAUGCAUGUGAAUUAAUGAUAUGAGAUUACUAAGGAUUUCUUCUUGCUUUAAUGUUUGUUAUUUUUGUCCAGUGUCGGGUGUGCAUCUGGCGUUGUGUCUCAACAUAUCAGACUAAAUGGCACCAAUAUUCAAGAACAGCAUUGCACUUUCAAUAACGACGAAGGUAUAAAAGCUUGCUUCAGUUUCGGUGCCCAAAUGAAGUUUGGCAUCCUUUUAUAUUCGCUGCUUUAGUUUGUUCGGAAUCAUAUUCCUUGGUAUUUAUUCAAAAGUAGCAUGUCUUCGCGUUUGUGGUGCAUGCAUUUGUUUUGCCACUUAAUUUUUACUGUGCCUCGUUUUUCUGUCUUAACCAACUUUUCAUCUCGAUAUCUUCAUACGAGUUGUUGAUGUUUCUGUGUAGGGAACGUGCAAGUUAUCCCAAUUGAAGAAGCGAAGACGUUUGUCAACGGAAAACUGAUUACCGAAGCUGUCUCGUUGCAGUCUGGUAAGGUGACUUGUACUACUUCUACGUUUACAAACUUAACGCUCACAGUAGGAAUUUUCCAUUGGUAAAUUCUAAGUUUUGAAAGAUUUGUGAGAAAUGUUUGAGGGAUCUGACUCAGUGUUUAACAUCAAGCCAGUUCCCUGAAACAUUUCUUCCAAAUUCUUCAAAACUUAGAAUUUACCUAUGCAAAAUUCCUACUGUGAUCACAGAAACUUUGAUAGUGUAAUGCCUUUAGAAUAACUAUGUCGAUUUACCUAAAAUUAAUAAUCUAUCCCUACAGAUCAUUCGUAAAUUCUAAGUUUUGAAAAUUUUUUAGAAAUGUUUGAGGGACCUGACUCAAUGUUAAACAAUGUUCCUACUGCGAUCACAGAAACUUUGAUAGUGUACCAGCCUUUAGAUAACUAUGAAAAGUUUAGAUGGAAAAAUUAUUUUUUUCAGGAGAUCGAAUAAUCAUGGGCGAAAGUCACAUAUUUCGAUUCAACAAUCCUCAACAAGGUACACUAAUACAUUGAAUUCAAUGUUGUUUGUCUUGCCUUUUUUCUAACCCCCCCCCUGGUUUUUGGGUUUGUGUCAUAGAUAUCUUAUAUACACUAGAUAGUGCAUCUAAUUAUUCUGCAAUUCAAAAAUUGAAGCCAUGAUUGCAGUCUCAGGUCGUUCCCAUGAAAUGAGAAGAUUCGUAUGUUUUCUAUUUCUUAAGCAGGGAACUUAAACAUUAUUAACCUAUUCCAAAUACGUUUUUAAACUAUUCAAAUGAUGAAAGUUAUUGUUGUUUUUAAGCGUUUAUUAGCAAGUGGGAACGACCAACAUGGCCGCCAUCUAUUCAAAUGGGGGUAACCGCUGGAAUAUUCUUGGCUUCAAUUUUACUAAAAGAGAUGCGCUAUCUAGUGUAUAUAAGAUAUCUAUGGUUUGUGUGCGGUGCAACAAUUUAGUUAUUGUAUGCUAAUCUUUUAGUUAGGGCAGCAACAUCAGAAAUGAUAUCAAAACAAGAAGACGUAUCCGACUGGACAUUUGCUUGGCAAGAAUUACGUAGAGAACAAGGCGUUGAUAUGAUAUCUGUCAUGUCUGAUGCAAGGUUUGUUUCUUGUCGUUUGGACUGCCUUGAAAGGGCCUGUGAUGUUGUUUGAUAAAACAACUGAUCUUCUUGUAGAGUACUGGAGUUGGAAGAACGUAUUGAACAAGAGAAGAAGGCCGCUGAUAUUUUACUAGAACAACAAAAACAGGUUUGACAAUUUCAGUUUCUCAAGCACACACGUAAAAAUCUCACAACUUGUCAACAAGAUGUGUUCGCAACAGGCUUGUAGUAAGCUUGUCAACAAGUUGUAACAAUGCCGUUAUUUUAUCAAGUUGCUACAAGGUUGUCACUCGCAACUUGUUGACAGGACGAUAACAAAGUUGUUUGGAACAACUUGUAUAAAUACCACGUCUGUUAAAAUCAACAACCUUGUAGCAAGUUGUGAACAAGUCUGACAACUUGUCAACAAGCUGGGAACAAGCAGUGCGAACACAUCCUGUUGACAAGUUGUUGUAACAGCAUUGCUACAAGUCUGCUGCAGGUUUAUUACAACUUGUGCGUUUUUACGUGUGUAAACAAAUCUAUUCUGUAACGAACUGUUGAACUCUUGUUCGUGUGGGGAUUCUCCCUUGCAAUGAGAUUGCAUGAUUUAGCACGACUGGGAUUUUUGAUGCAAAAUGAAUGACUUAUUCACAAGUAAUCUUAUAUUUUCAGACAUAUGAAUCGAAACUCCAAGCCCUCCAAAGAAAGGUAGGAUGGUUAGUCUGUACAAAAUUAGCGUGUAAAUAUUUGGUCGCCAAAACUAAAAAAUCUUUAUUUCUCAAGGUCAAUUUAUCAUCACCGCCAUCGACAGAAACGUUAGCAAGCACAAGUGAAAAUGAUCUGGAUAGUUCGACAAGUGGUUAGUAGAUUUUUUUGUUGGUGCUGGACUUCUCUAGGGGGCGCUAGACACCAUCAAGUGGGAUGCCCACCACAUUGCACUCCCGCAGUAGUGCAACAAAUUUGAAAGAGUUCUUGAUGAGGCGGAAUUCUCUACAAACUAAUUAUGACCUCAGAAAUUCUCGCACUGAUCUGGCCAUUCCUAAACCGAGAAGCGAAUUUCUUAAAAAAAAGCUUUAAAUACAGUGGUGCUAAACUUUGGAAUAAUCUUCCGCGAGAAGCUAAGGAAGCGCAAUCAAUUUACUCUUUCAAAAACUUUGUAAAACAAUUUAAUUGUUAGAUAGAAACAACUAUAGAUCUUAAUAUACGACCAGGUCACGCCAAUUUAAUUUCCUUUUAUAAAGUACUUGUAAAUAUAGCUAUAUAUUUAUAUUUUUCUCUCUUUGUAAAUAUCAUUUUCUUGUGCUAGUGACGCCCCUUGUGGAAAUCAACUAUUGUUGUUGACAAGACUAGCGUCAUUAAAUAAAAUUUUACAUACAUACAUACAGUAGAUCCGCCCCUGGGAUAGCAUACAGGAUUUUUCAGGUGAAAGUCUCACAGUUUAUUUUUUUGCAACCAGUGAGUGCCGAGACAUGCAGUUGGUCGGAACGAGAGGAGUAUCUUGCAAAAACCGUUGCUGAAAAAUGGAAAAUAUAUCACUAUAUAUCUUUGAAGGUACGUUUUCAUGUUGAUCUAGUGAAUAUAAAAACAUGAUACGGUCCUUUUUUAGUAGUGACAAAUUUCUAUAUUCUUAUAGAAAGAUAUCCUGAAGCAUACAGUGCCGUUAAAGGAGGCGAAUGUGAUCAGUUUUGAAUUGAAGAAAAAGGUCUGUUGGAUAGAUGCAUCAGUUCGAAACAGUUAUUCCUAUAAUAUCAAGUAUGGUCCUUCCCAUAUUGUUCUCACAUUUAUUAAUAAUUCAUGAGCAAUUCAGCCAAUGAUAAUCACCUAUUUGAUCACAAGAUGCCAUUUGGAUAACCCGGUGAAACUUGAUGAAAGUCACUAGUGUUUUCAUCAAAUAUCUUAAUUACGCAUGCAAAAUUACUUGAAUAGUCAGAAUAGAAUUCCUAAUUACGUUAUGCUUGGUUAAGAAUUCUAUUCAAAUCAGCAAACGAAAACAUUCUGUUACGUCUCGAUUCACUGAGAAGCCAUAUAAACAACUCGAGCUCGUGUUGCACCGGGAUAUCCAAACACUCGAAAACAAUGCAUACAUUGUUUUCUCGUGUUUGGAUAUUGUUUUCUCGUGUUUGGAUAUCCCGGUGAAACACUCGCUCUCGUUGUUCAUAUAUUACGUCCAAUGUUACUACAAGAAGAAGCACUCUUCUCUCAUGCCCCAGGAAAACGUGACGACAAGAUUUGCACGAGAGUUGAUGAGAGUUGCCCAGAUAUACAUGGACAAACGAGCGAAACCUCUAAUCAACUCUUAAAAAAACUCAUUAAUAAUUCAUGAGAAAAAUACAAAAGAAAUGAACGUUUAAUCAAUGUUUGUAAAUCGGAUAAAGAUUUAUCCCGAUUUACAUAAACUUCAGCUUUGAUUUUUUCGGCUUAGACAAUGUUUAUUUUUAAAAUUACUUCGCCAAUGAACUCAUAAGAUGGGUCGUUUUUUAAACACGUUAUAUCAGAUAAAGAUUGGCUGCUCAUGUUUUAACUAGUACUUGAAUUUGAACAGUUGAGAACAGUCAGAAUUUGAACAGUUGGAAGUCAAACGCGAGUGAGAGUUUCAACGUAAUUUUCUCUUUAAUUUUCUCAGGUGAAGUUUCAAUUUGUCAUAUUCGCCCAAGGUGACUACUUCAGUAUCCCGGAGACAGUGGACGUGGACCUCGGGCCCAGGUCUCCUCGUACAGUACUCGCUGUUGAGGUGUCGGAUGGUAAGAAUGGUGUCGUUCAUUCCUGGAGUUUGAAAAAGUUCAGGGAACGGUUAAAAACGAUGAAGGAUCUUUACAAUAAAAUUGCCAUGGCAACCGAACACAGCGAUAGCGAGACAGAGGAUCCAUUUUACGAUGACUUUCCUUGGUUUCGUUUAGUUGGCAGGUUGGUGGUUAACAGAGAGCUUUUGGUACAUACAGAUAUCGAGUAGAAGAUUCAUCGUUUGCGCACUAGACACAUAGCGAUAUGCCAUCCCAUCUCGUGACGUCAUUGAAGUCCAUGAACCUACAAAAUUUGGUGCUGCAUGCCCAGUAGAGGCCCUAGGUCUGGGGUGGUGAUAUGGUAGAUUCUAUCCAGAUAUGUCCAAAAUUUAAGACCAGUUUACACUAUGGAAGUUUCUGUGAUCACAUUAGAAAUUCUGCAUGAGUGAAUUUGAAGGAUUUGUAAGAAAAGUUUGAGGGAACUCAGGAACUGACUCAUUGCUAAACAAUGAAUCAGUUCCCUCGACUAUUUCUCCCAAAUCCUUCAAAACUUAGAAUUUGCCCACGCAAAAUUCCUGCUGAGAUCACAGAAACUUUGAUAGUGUAAACCAGGCUUUCGGUUACUUGAAAUGUAAUAAUCUAUCCCUACAGAUCAUUCGUUUACAUGCGGCAUUUGCUCUACGGUAUAUCUCUGGAUCAGAAAGUUCCCAUUGUCAAUGAAAGAUCAGAAAUUUUGGGAGCUCUUCUUGUGAGAAUCGAACCCGUUGUAGGUAGGUUGCUUUUGAAGUGUAUCAAAUAUCCAAAACUUUGUGCUUGUCGACUCACAUAAAAGAGUCAUGUAUGGUAAUACUGUACUCUGUGAUAUUUUUCAAAGGUGAUGAAAGUUCUGAAUGUGAUAAGCAUUUUCUACCGAAUGUCGCUUGGAUUACUGGAAAGAAUGAGGUAGCUUUGAUGCCAAUAUAUGGUUCUAUGACUUCUAUCAGUUUUAAACUGUUCUUCCUAGCGGUCCAGUAAGGAUCAUCUCUUAUUCAUCCAGUGUUUCUACAGGAGGAAACCUAAACUAAACUAACUUUAUUUAUACUGGAUAGCUUUAUCAGUUCUAAACUGUUCUCCCUAGAGGUCCAGUAAGGGUCAUCUCUUAUUGAUCCAGUGUUACUACAGGAAGACACCUAAACUGAACUAACUUUAUUUAUACUGGAUAGCUUUAUCAGUUCUGAACUGUUCUCCCUAGAGGUCCAGUAAGGAUAAUCUCUUAUUGAUCCAUGCAGUGUUACUACAGGAGGAAACCUAAACUAAACUAACUUUAUUUAUACUGGAUAGCUCUAUCAGUUCUAAACUGUCCCCCCUAUGGCCCCUAGAGUUCCAGUAAGGAUCAUCUCUUAUUGAUCCAGUGUUACUACAGGAGGAAACUGAGCACCAGGAGAAAAACUGUAGCGUUUGGUGUUUAUUUAAAGCCAGUUUAUAAAUGGAUUCCAGGAACAAGAAUGUUCUGACAUGGGCAGUGUUGACAGUCUCCAUGAAGAUCGCUUGAGAAUUGGUUCUACUUUAGUUCUGCGAGUUACCAUCUUGGAGAUGAUCGCUGUUCCUCAAGAAUAUAGUGAUGUGUUUUGUCAGUUUAAGUAAGUUGCUACUGUUACCAUUUCCGACCACCAUCUCUUGUAACGCUAAUGAAACCAAAGAAUGAUGUGUUCUGUUUUGUAGGUUUAUAUCGUUGGCAGGCGAGGACAACACAUUUUCAUCUGAGAUUGUUCACAACACACCUUCGCUUCUCAGUGAAGUGACCGUUCUUUCUCAAGAUGUAUGGUGA
Messenger RNA from Paramuricea clavata, 21458 nucleotides. The record is from the annotation of a GenBank genome assembly. Lineage: Eukaryota; Metazoa; Cnidaria; Anthozoa; Malacalcyonacea; Plexauridae.